AUGCGAGAAAAGCAUAAGCUUAGUGGAUAUUUUUUGAUAUUAGAAGAAAAAUCUAACAAGUAUAAUAACUAUGUAGUUUGUCAAGAUUGUAUUAGAGUUUUAGGUCGAGAAGCAGCUAUGAAACAGAAGUUUACUAAUACUAAACGUGCAUGUGCAAAACAUCUUGAAAAUUGUCCUCAUUGGGCUGAAAGACACACUCCGGAACAAACUCUAGAAAUUAUUCAGAAAGCAAUGGAUUAUGGUUCAAAAAAACUAUACAAACGGCAACGAAUAGUUGAAAGUGAAGUUGAAGAAAAUUUACAAUUAAAAUCGCUAUCAAUAACACCAUCUUCGCACGGUUCUUCUAAUUUAAACAAUUUUUUCUAUAAAACAUCGCGUACAAAUAGUAUAAGUAGUAGUAUAUCAGAAAUUUCUUUUCAAAGUUUCGGUCCACUUGAUAAUUAUGCAUAUCGUGAAGUGAGACCUGAGCAAAUAGAAAUAUUUGAGCGAUUAUUAUUGAAUGUUACAGUUGCAUGUGGUUUUUCCUUUCGUUGGAUUGAUAAUCCAGCAGUUGUAGAGCUUUUUAAGUGGCUUAAUCCAAUGUUAGAAUUACCAGAUCGAAAACAACUUGGUGGCAGAAUUCUUAAAAAAACUACAAAGUCACUUUCGGAAACCAUUCUUAAUGACGCUAUUAAUGAUGAUCUUGGAAUCAUGUUAGCCUUUGAUGGUUGGAAAAAUGUUGCUAGUCAGAAUUUAUUAGGAUCCGUUUUAUUUACUUCAGAAAAUAACAUGAUUAUAUGGAAAGUAGAGGAUAUUAGCGGAAAAAGAUGUACAGGAGAUAUUAUAAUAGAUGAAACAAAAAAAUCUUUUGAAGAACUUGAAAAACAAAAGAUUAAAAUUAAUGGAUUAAUUACAGAUUCUGCUUCAGAAAAUGCCGCUGCAAGAAAACGAUUGCGUCUUCAAUAUCGGGAUAAGCUAUUCUUACCGUGUUUUGCACAUC
This is a messenger RNA of Rhizophagus irregularis DAOM 181602=DAOM 197198, 979 nucleotides long. NCBI's taxonomy places the organism in Eukaryota, Fungi, Glomeromycota, Glomeromycetes, Glomerales, Glomeraceae. The record is from RefSeq and is a predicted model, not a curated record.